AGGAGCCCUAUAUUAAGAGUGGCCGAGGCAGCCGAGUGAACAUCUUUUGUUGGUUAAUCGUUAGGAGUUUGCGGCGUCUGAUCCUCUAGCUUAGCAGCACGAACAUAUAGAGAGAGAGAGAGAGAGAGAGAGAAAGAGAGGCAUAAGGAAGAGUGCGGCUGAGAAUAGUCUGUACGUAGAGAGUUUGUGAAUGUGCAAAGGCAGGAAAGCAGAAUAAUCAAUAUUAUUCUCUUUCUUUGCCCAGAGAUCAGUGAGAAAGCAGAGGAGGAGAGAAAGUGCAUUUGUUGCAAAAGAGUUGGACGGGGCGAUGGCCGAGCGUAUGAUGAGCCACGGACGUUUCCCGGAGGGGCAUAGCGGGCUCCACGUCCGCCGGAUGAGCCUGAACCCUUACCCCCAGCACCAGCACGCCUACAGCGGCUUGAUGAGUGAGCACCCUGCCGCUACCUCCUUGCUGCAUUACCCCGGACCCAGCAACGUGAACUCCUCCAGCGGCGGCUUGAGGCAUGCAUUAGUCCCUGGCGGCAGGCAAGGGGGUCCAGUUGGUCAUCUGAAUAACGUGCCCCCCAACAUCAGGUACACAUCUAGGCAGCAACAACAACAACAACAUCACUCCCAUCCUCCCCAUCCCCAGUAUAUGGGACAAGGGGUGGCUGGGGGCAGCCCUGCAGCGCAGCUUGCAGCCAGCAUGCAUUUACAAAAGCUGACCAACCAGUACUACGGCCACCAGCAACAACACUACAGCAUGACGGACCUGCAUCCUGCUAGCGCCUUGGGUCACCAGCAGCAACAACAACAACAAUACAGGGAAGUAAAACAUCAUAGCUCUUCAAUGCCACCAAGUCACCACAUGUCUGCAGCAAUGCUGCCCCCCAAUGCCAUAGACACGGACUUCAUCGACGAAGAGGUCCUCAUGUCCUUGGUGAUUGAACUGGGUUUGGAUCGCAUCAAAGAACUGCCUGAGCUGUGGCUGGGACAGAAUGAGUUUGAUUUCAUGACUGACUUUAUUUGUAAACAGCAAACCAGUCGGGUGAGCUGCUGAGAGAGUGUGUACUGAAAAGGAUUCUUGAAAGGAAAAAAAAACGCAAAAAAGACUUCCAUCUACUGAACUCAAAAGAUUUAUUCUUUGCAACGCGAGAGAGAGUGCGAGAAAUAAUCUGUUGUUUUAGACUUUAAAUAUCCAUUCAUCAGCCGAGUGACUUUUUUUGUUUAAAUCAUGUUGUUUGAUAACUCAUUCGCUGCACCAUGUAACCACUCUGUACAUGUAACUUUCAAUGUCUUUAGUGGCCUGUUAAAUGUUCAUUUUUAAUUUUAAAAAAAAACAAAAGAAAACCGAAAUCAACCGUUCAGAAAACAGUGGAGCACCCGCAACCAGAUAAUUUGAUCACACGAUCUGGGUUUUUUUUUUGAAUGAAGCAGAUUUUAUUUUGAAAGAAAUGUAUGGGUUAACUUUUUUGAAGCAAAAUUGUUCUGAGGAGAGAGAGGGAGUGAGAAAAAUCUGUAUGUUUCCUCAAAAGCUUUGUGAAGACAGUUAAAGGAAUUAUAUAAUCACCAUUCUUUUUGUUCUAACCUACCAACACUUGCACAAAAACAGUCAUUUUAAUUUGCGUGAUGUGUGGUAUGAUGAUGUAUGUAUCAGUUUGAUUCAUUCAGUUUUCAAACAGUGAUUGAAAGUGAUUUACCAC
Messenger RNA from Rhincodon typus (whale shark), 1682 nucleotides. RefSeq names its product Cbp/p300-interacting transactivator, with Glu/Asp-rich carboxy-terminal domain, 2 (gene cited2). The coding region runs from base 308 to 1039 and encodes 243 amino acids. Lineage: Eukaryota; Metazoa; Chordata; Chondrichthyes; Orectolobiformes; Rhincodontidae. Gene Ontology annotation, cellular component: nucleus. Gene Ontology annotation, biological process: regulation of DNA-templated transcription. The record is from RefSeq and is a predicted model, not a curated record. The transcript is spliced from 2 exons.